This is a messenger RNA of Thalassophryne amazonica, 2081 nucleotides long. RefSeq names its product protein downstream neighbor of son homolog. The record is from RefSeq and is a predicted model, not a curated record. The coding region runs from base 49 to 1911 and encodes 620 amino acids. NCBI's taxonomy places the organism in Eukaryota, Metazoa, Chordata, Actinopteri, Batrachoidiformes, Batrachoididae. Gene Ontology annotation, cellular component: nucleus. The transcript is spliced from 12 exons. Gene Ontology annotation, biological process: nuclear DNA replication.
GUAUCGAUAACAAAACGCCGAAUUUUCGGUGUUUUAUCAACAGCAGCUAUGUCUGAACAGCCAGGAUACUCGCCCAGCUUCAAGCGGCCGUCUGAAAUUAUGCGAAUGAGAAGGAAAAGGAUUCGAAGUGAGGCCGAAGCCUGUUCCAGCAGCACCAGCGGUCGGAGUCCCACCAGCGUGCCCGGCCAAAGCGGCUCUUCUCCGGCUUCUGUACGGCCGUUCUCUCCGGGGCCUCUGUUCAACACCCAGAGCUGCUCAGGGAGAGGAAUAAAACGCAGAAACCCGUUCGCAAAUAUCGAGAAUACUUGCAGUCCAGAACAUAAAGUGGGCGUUUUGAGCGGAUACGACAAAUCGAAAAACACGGAGGGAGAAGAAGAAACGUCAACAAGGAAAGAGAGCGAAGGAGUUUUAUCUUUCAGUCAGAUGUUAAUGGAGACGGAAAGACAAGAAAAACACGAUUCCGGCAAGAAAUGUCUCAUGUUUCCAGAUGAUGAGCAUCUGCUUGAGAAAGAGGAAAAGGAUGACAAAAUUCCACUGCUAAAGACUGGCAUUCUUUGUCAGAGUAGUUCACCGGCUGAUGUUCCUGCCUCUGUAGGUCUGUCUUCCUGCACAGAUUACCCAGCAGACUGGAGUCUGAAGACUCGCCUCCUCAUCACCUCUCCACUCUCCCUGUCAUGGGCAGAAAAGCCAAAAGCUCAGGAGGAGGCGCUGGGACUCAGUCAGCACUGCAAAGCUCAAUUUAUUACACUCCCACAGGAUCUACAGGAUCUCAGCACCUGCUCUGAGCUUCGCUGUGCCUUUCAACAAAAUCUGGUUUACUGGCAGCAUCCCUCCCUGCCCUGGUUGUCCUUGUUCCCCAGAAUCAGUGCUGAGGGAAGCUUUACUGGGAAGUGCACCCCCUGGGCACAAGAUGCAAGUCUGCAGCAAAGCCUCAUGAGUGAAUGGUCAGCCAGUCUGUCGUCUCUCUACAGUCUAUUAAAGGCCAGACUGUGUCCAUACUUCUACCUCUGCUCCUAUCAGUUUACAGUUUUAUUCAGGGCAGCAGGUCUUGGUGGCUCCAGCAGCAUCACUGCCUUGAUUUCGCCAACAACCAGGGGGCUCAGAGAGGCAAUGAAGGCUGAAGGUAUAGAGUUCAGUCUCCCUCUAGUGGAGAAGAGGAGCAAGAGCAGUGGACAACAAAGUGUGAAUGUACUUCAGGGAGAUGAGGAAGAACAGUGUAAUGAGCUGAAGGAGAGUGGGGGCUGUUGUGAUAAUGAUGGAGAAAAUGAUACAUUUGAUGAUGAUGAUGAUGUAGAUGACAGCAUAUCCUGGCUGAAGGAGAUGGGAGUCCAUGACAAAAUCAAGAAGCCAGAGAGCUUGUGUAUACAGCUUCAUAAGGAGGGUCAUGCAGUGUCUCUGGACCACAGGCCAGAAUCUGUGGUCUGUGUGGAGGAGUCGCACACGUUCACCCUCAUCAACUUCCUCAUCAACUGUAAGAGUCUGGUGGCUGGAGCAGGGUCCCAGGCUGGCUUACCCCCAACUUUGCUGGCACCCAUCGCUUUCAAAGGAGCGACAUUGCAUGCGCUAAAGGCCCGCAGUGUGAAUGUGAAGAGCCAGAUUGGUUCCGCUUACCAGAACAUCAGCAGUCUGGAGAUUACAGGGCCUAUCCUCCCAUCUUCCCUCCAUGCCAUCACAACCCUCCUUCAGACUAUGCAGAAAGGAAAUUUCUCAGCUGUGUUUUAUACACACACACCUACUGCCAUCUUUAAUAUACAGACCACCAAGGAGCAGUGUGGACAGGCUUCAGUGGACCUGCCUGGUUGUGGUCUGCAUCCUUCUGCAGUUGAGUAUCUGCAGCAGCCCCCCUGCCUGGCUAAGACAGCUCUGAGACACUUACACAUGAACGAGUACAACUACACCUGGAAGACCUGAUACAGAACUGUGUUACCUCGUUAAAAAUUACACGUGUUUGUAUGACAUACUGUUCUACACAUGGGAGCUGCAGAAUGACUGUUGGUUUGCAUUUCACUUUGAGAAACAUCAUCCCAACAGACAGGUAAAUAUCUGGUAGUGGAAGUAAAGCCCUUCAUUUUUGUUCAUUU